AUGAUUGACAUAUAUUGGGUCCUCACUCCACACGGGCUCGAUGAUAGAUCCAACCACAAACCGGCAUGCCACCAAGUUGCACCCUCCUCGGCGGUUGAACGGUCCCCGGCGGUACUCAAAUCCAUACGAAUGUUCAGUGCAAACCCGUUGCUCAUGGAAUUCCUUGGGAUUGAGAUCGCCUCCCACUAUGACCUGUUUGACGAUCUUCAGAUCGGAUUCGACGUGCCAUUCGUGGCACGUGUCGACAUUGCAAUGGAACCCAGCAAUAUCUUUCAUUUCAUUGGAUUGUAUUUCAACCACAUGGCUGUUGGAGAACACCUUCCAGGGAUGUUGCAAGUCAAUGCCGUCACUCCGUGGCACUCAAGCUUGCGAGGUCGCCUCACGCCAGAGCAGCUACAUAUGUGGCGUGAGGCUCGAGCACGGCAUAACGCAAGAGAGGACUUGGGGAACUCAGUGACCACUGAGUUGCUCAUCCCCGCUGUUGUGCUGGAUGAUGCAAGAAAUCGCAAGCCCUUGUUCAUACAUAUUAUCGCUAUCGCAGGCAGGCAGUUCUAUACACCCAGUAGUAUGACAUGUCUAGAGUAUCUCAAUUUGUAUAUUCGGGCGGAUGUGCAGAAUCAGUUGUAUUUGCGGGCUAAAAUGACAAAACAAGACAGGGAAGCCAUUUGUGCUACAGGUCGCAAUGAGGAUACACUUCUGGUUCGUAUCCUCAGAAAGAAGAUGGAAAGAGAACACCUCUAUGCAAAUAUUUUCACGCAAAAUGGGCAAGUGCAACCCAGGACCCGUUAUGGCUUUUACUUUUUCCUUGUCUUUCUUCUUGGCUGUUUGGUCUGGGUUGUCGCUACAUAA
Suillus discolor is the source of this 849-nucleotide messenger RNA. RefSeq lists its product as uncharacterized. The transcript has 4 exons. NCBI's taxonomy places the organism in Eukaryota, Fungi, Basidiomycota, Agaricomycetes, Boletales, Suillaceae. The record is from RefSeq and is a predicted model, not a curated record. The coding region runs from base 1 to 849 and encodes 282 amino acids.